AGGCAACCAGCAUCCACAAAGUGGUACGAUAGGAGGGAUUAUGUUUUUAUGGAGUUCUGUGUUGAGGACAGCAAAGAAGUAAAAGUAGUCUUUGGGAAGAAUAAAAUAACUUUCAGCUGUCUGGGUGGAGCUGAUAAUGGUAAACAUUUAAAUGAAGUUGAACUUUAUCAGUCUAUUGACCCAAACGAGUCCAAACAUAAAAGAACAGACAGAUCUGUCCUGUGUUGUUUACGAAAAGGAGAAUCUGGCCAGUCAUGGCCUAGGUUGACAAAGGAGAAAGCAAAGCUUAAUUGGCUUUGUGUGGAUUUUAACAACUGGAAAGAUUGGGAAGAUGAUUCUGAUGAAGAUAUGUCAAAUUUUGACCGCUUUUCAGAGAUGAUGAACAACAUGGGAGGAGAUGAAGAUGUAGACUUACCAGAAGUAGAUGGUGCAGAUGAUGUACGUUUAUAA
Staurois parvus is the source of this 450-nucleotide messenger RNA. Lineage: Eukaryota; Metazoa; Chordata; Amphibia; Anura; Ranidae. The record is from the annotation of a GenBank genome assembly.